AUGACAUUCGAAAUCAAUGAAUUUCCGCUGACAUUACUGGAAAUAAGUGCAAAAUAUGGAGCAAACGAAUGUUUUAACUUCCUUAUAGCAAAUGGGGCAUCCUUCAAUGCCACACUCACAAAAUAUGCAAUUGAAGGCGGAUCAUUUUCUAUCAUUCAUUUCUGUGAGCAACAGAAUUUAGCAUUUGAUUUUGAUUGCUACAGAAUUGCAAUUCAAAGCCACAAGAACAACAUUGCUGAUUGGCUUUUGACCCAUUAUCAAUGCGCAGUCGUUCAAAUUCCUGAUUGCGUACAUUACAGGAAUACAUUAGCCGCACUCUUUUCAUAUCAAAAUGGAUGUGAUAUUCAAUUCAAAUCAACUGCAUUAAAUGAAACAUGCUUCACAGAAGCAGCAAAGUGCGAAAACUUAGCUUUAGCAAAAUAUUUCAGAAGUAAAGGUGCUGUUAUCGACAUCAAUCUGGGCAGAGAACCAGGAGAAUCACCACUCAUCAGAGCUUGCAGGAAGAACAACUAUGAGCUGAUCCAGUUCUUACUCGAUUUAGGGGCAGAUGUGAACUUUGUUGCAGGAGAAAUGAAGUAUAUCCAGUAUAAUGCAAUUGCCUACGCUUGCAAUACAAAUAAUUAUGAAAUGGCGAAAUAUUUUAUCGAAAGGCAUGCAGACGUUAAUUCUAUCACUAUCGAUACACAAGGAAUGAGAACAAUGUUUGCAGGAUCAAGCGUAAGGUUCUUUAAGACGCCUCUUUGGAUCACUUGCAUGCAUGGAUACUACGAUAUUGUCAAAUUACUUGUUGAACACGGAGCAAAUAUAUUGAUAUUAUAUUGA
Messenger RNA from Trichomonas vaginalis G3, 822 nucleotides. Its product is annotated as protein ubiquitination. Bases 1 to 822 code for a protein of 273 amino acids. The record is from RefSeq and is a predicted model, not a curated record. Gene Ontology annotation, molecular function: protein binding. Lineage: Eukaryota; Parabasalia; Trichomonadida; Trichomonadidae. The transcript has a single exon.